Molecule: messenger RNA, 1214 nt
Organism: Phycodurus eques (leafy seadragon)
Lineage: Eukaryota; Metazoa; Chordata; Actinopteri; Syngnathiformes; Syngnathidae
Gene: ccnd3
Product: cyclin D3
Exons: 6
Coding region: 10-903 (297 amino acids)
Biological process (GO): positive regulation of G1/S transition of mitotic cell cycle; mitotic cell cycle phase transition; regulation of cyclin-dependent protein serine/threonine kinase activity
Cellular component (GO): cytoplasm; nucleus; cyclin-dependent protein kinase holoenzyme complex
Molecular function (GO): cyclin-dependent protein serine/threonine kinase regulator activity
Source: RefSeq, a predicted model, not a curated record
CGUACGAAAAUGUCUUCGGUGGGUUCCUCACCUGUUAGCACGGAGAACUAUUGUGUCCCUGAACUGGUGCAUGAUUAUGAGGUGGUUGUACGGGCGGGCCGUGACCUGGCAUUCGUUGGUGAUUUCCGGACUGUCCUGAACCUGAAAGCCCUGGAGGAGGGCACCACUAGCUGGGUGUCUUCUCACUUGCCUGGAAUCCAGCAGAACAUCCAGCCCCACAUGAGGAGGACACUGGUCACCUGGAUGUUCCAAGUAUGUGAGGAGCAGAAAUGUGAGGAGGAGGUGUUCCCGCUGGCAGUCCACUACUUGGACUCUUACCUGAGCCGCCAUGUUGUGCAAGAUUCCAAGAUGCAGCUUUUAGGUGUUGUCACCAUGUUGCUGGCCUCCAAGAUGAGAGAGAUUGUUCCUCUGACAGCAAGCAAGCUCUGCAUCUACACAAACUUCUCAAUUUCACUGCCAGGCAUCCUGCAGUUGGAAGUGUCAGUGUUGUCCAGGUUAGGCUGGUGUCUGGCCGCCGUGCUCCCUUCUGACUUCCUGGAGCCGAUUCUUCAUGCGCUCUCCUUUCUCAGGGCCGAGCACCUUCCCAACGUGCGCCGACAUGUCCACUCCUACGUCGCACUGGCAGCCAUCGAGUUGAAGUGUUCUGACUUUUUGCCCUCCACCCUUGCCUGUGCCUGUGUGAGCACUGCAACACAGGAGCUCAAAUUGGUGGACUCCCCUGAUUACCUGCUCAAGUUUCUGGCCAAUUUCCUGGUCAUUGAUCUGGACUCCAUCCUCCUCUGCUACAGCCAGCUUCAGAGUGCACUGGAGUUCAUCCUGCCUUCCCCUUUCCAAGCUGCUGUUUGCAGAUCAGAGGUCAGUGACGCCAGUGAUAGCCAGGUGGAAACCCCCUCCCUGCCAUGACAUGAAAGUGCGAAUAUAGCAGGCCUGAAUGUCUUUUUGCUCACACAAUACUUAAUUCAGAGUGUAGUGAUAUCACUAAAAUGGGUUGCGACAGUACAAAGAUGUGAUGCAAUGUUUUUCAUUUUCUAAUGGCCAUCCUGUUGCAGAUUGUUUUUAGGUAUUUUCAAAGUUAUUGCAGAAGCUUUCAAACACUAAUUAAUUGUUGCACAUUUUCAUUUGUAUGCCUUUUUUGUUAUGAGACACUAUAUUGGACACAAAGCUUACAGACAGAAAGCUUACAUCUUAGUUUUAAAUGUGAUGUUUUAUAUUGC